CCAGAAUUGAAUCGCUUCUCUACGGAGAAAAUACGUAGACGGCUUGUUACCAUUUGUUUACCAUUUUAUAAGUGUUUUCUUCAGGAUGGGUUCGACAUUAUAUUACUUUCAACUGGCACUGUAAAAUCUAAAGGUUCCCACUUAGUCUGAAUUAAUAAAUCAUUCAUAAGUAACAGAAUCCGACUUUAUUGCUUAGAGUAACUACUGUUAGCCAGCCCUGAAUAACCACAUCACGAACUUUUAAUUACUAUUUUUAAUAGUUGAAUUCAUGAGCCGAUCUGAGCUAGACCAUUAUUGAAACCCCCAAUCUGAUAAUUACUAUUUUGUUUACAUCAUAUAUAUCCGUCAACCAACCAAUCACAGCGUAACACAUAUCUGGAGUUGUAUAAAAUUCCACGUUAGAGUCUGACCUCUUAAGGAUGCGUUGGUUGUUGUCGUGCCUGUUUGUCGUCACAUCGGUGUCGUGUAGCAGGGUCCUUGAGCUCACUAAAGACAAUUUCCAUUCUGAGUUAAAGUCAAUCCCAGUUGCUCUGGUGAAGUUUUACGCUCCAUGGUGUGGUCACUGCAAAAACCUAGCUCCUGAGUUCGCUUCAGCCGCAGAAAUCAUAUCCGGGAAAACUGGCGAUGUUAAACUCGUUAAGGUUGACUGUACCGCCCACGAAAGUAUCUGCUCAGAAUUUGGAGUUAGUGGCUACCCUACUCUAAAAAUCUUCAGGAAUGGAGAUUUAGACAGUGAAUAUAAUGGUCCAAGGAAUGCAGAUGGAAUCGUCAAUUUUAUGAUGUCUCGAGCAGGACCUGUAUCCAAAGAAGUCAGCACUGUUAGUGAUGUCGAGAACUUCUUAUCAGACGACAAGCCAACUGUGUUUGCAUUUAUAAAAUCGUCUAGUGACCCAUUAAUGAAGACUUUCAUGGCUCUUGCAAAAUCAAUGGUCGACGACGCUGUAUUUUGUCAUAGUCAUAAUAAUCUUUUUGUAACUCCUGAUGACUACGAAUUGAGAGUCUACUUGCCUAAACGUCUUCGAACAAAGUUUGAGGAUGACUUCGCUCUUUAUAAAGGAGAACUUGAAUCUAGCAAUAUUAAGGAAUGGAUCCGUAAACAUGGCCAGGGACUGGUUGGUUACAGAACACCGUCAAAUUCAUUUUACUUCGAAAAUGUCGAUUUAGUAGUAUUAUACAAUAACCAAUCCGUAGAUUCAUAUCCAUCUGGAGUAAAGUAUCUAAGAAAUCGUGUUUUCAAAACACUUAAGGACAAUUCUAACAAAUUCAAGGAUUUGGUAUUCGCUUAUAGCUUCUCGGACGAUUUUUCUUAUGAACUAUCUGAGUAUGGUAUAGAAGCGGAUAAACUACCAGCAGUUGUAAUCCAAUCUAAAGGCAAGAAGUACAAGCUUGAGCAGUUUAGUCUUGAUGCAUUUUCUGAUUUUUUGAAUAAAUUUAAAGAUGGUCUUUUGACCCCACAUGUCAAGUCAGAACCUCUCCCAACAGACGACUCUAGUGCAGUUAGAAAGUUAGUUGCACUCAACUUUGAUGAGAUAGUAAAUAACGAGGAAAAGGAUGUAAUGGUCGUCUUUCAUGCUCCUUGGUGUGGUCAUUGUAAAAAUUUAAUGCCAAAGUACGAGGAAGCAGCCAGUAAACUAAAAAAUGAACCAAAUUUAGUCUUGGCUGCUAUGGAUGCAACCGCCAAUGACGUCCCUUCGCCUUAUCAAGUCAGGGGAUUCCCAACAAUCUAUUUCGUCCCUAAAGGAAAGAAAUCUUCACCUGUACCUUACGAGGGUGGUCGUGACACUACUGACAUCAUCAAAUAUCUUGCACGCGAAGCUACUGAAGAACUUAAUGGGUACGACAGAUCAGGCAAUCCAAAGAAAAGUGAUCUAUAGGUUGUCUUUAAUAAUCUUAUUUUUCGAAACAUUGUAUUCUACUUUCCCAUUUUUAUUGAUUGUUUGGUAAAUCAUAAUUGUCAUGUAUUUCAACAUUUAGUUGGUAAUAAACCUGUUUUUUUG
Molecule: messenger RNA, 1997 nt
Organism: Schistosoma intercalatum
Lineage: Eukaryota; Metazoa; Platyhelminthes; Trematoda; Strigeidida; Schistosomatidae
Source: the annotation of a GenBank genome assembly